This is a messenger RNA of Erpetoichthys calabaricus (reedfish), 3054 nucleotides long. It is a transcript of the gene borcs6, whose product is annotated as BLOC-1 related complex subunit 6. The coding region runs from base 160 to 1527 and encodes 455 amino acids. The transcript is spliced from 6 exons. NCBI's taxonomy places the organism in Eukaryota, Metazoa, Chordata, Cladistia, Polypteriformes, Polypteridae. The record is from RefSeq and is a predicted model, not a curated record. Gene Ontology annotation, biological process: lysosome localization. Gene Ontology annotation, cellular component: BORC complex.
AAAGCUGGCAUCUGGAAAGAGGACAAAGACUCCAAAGAGGCCGCAGUCAGUGUUUCCACUGGAGUCAGCAUCUCUUCUUUGGAGCCCACAUCAAAUGGGACAGCUCCUGAGAUCUUCAUUCCAGGAUUUUGUGUUGCUUUUAAUACAGGAGGUGGAGGAAUGAGCUUCUCCCCUACAAGUGGCACAGAUGUGCAUGCCGCAGCUAAUGGCUUGUGUGGACGAGAAGGCUCCAUUACUGCUACCCAGAAUUCAGAUGGAGGUGGUUGUUUGUUGGAAGCGCAGCUAACUUGCCAGAGCAGAGAUGGUGAGCGUGAUCCUCUUAAGCAGACCCCCAGCAAUUGCCGGGAACACACCAAGGUCCUUCAAACUGUGUUAACAUUCCCAAACAGCAAUCCUGAAAACUCACAUGUUAUAGUGCCCGUGAGUCAGCAGACAGACAACAUUGAGUACUUCCAAAGUGCUGUGGUGUCUUCAGGAACAAAGCGGAUAGUUUCAAACUGUACACAUCAUGAAGACAACCUGAAAGAAGCAACAAGAUCCUCAAAUUUACAAUGGACUGUGCAUCAUGAGGAGAAUGACUAUGUCACACACGGUGAUGACCGAGGAAGUUCUGAGGAUGAGAGGCAAAGUCUAGAAAGAGAACAACAACAGGGAGAAACUGAUGACAGCCAGGAGCUUAGUGAGGUCAGUACAACUCCUGAUACCCAAGAUGAGGACCAAAGAAGCUGUGAAGCUGGUUUGCCAAGACCCAUCCCCGAGUCUCCCGAUAGUUCCUGCAGCCCCUCGCAUAGGAAGAGCCGUGUCAAUCCUUUCAACCACCACCUUGCAUCAUCUAAUACAGAGCCCUUGAGUUCAUCCUCCUGCCCACCUCAGCAUGUGAUGGCCGAAGUGCUCAUGCAUACUGCCCCUGGUUUAGGAACAGUCUUGUCUCAUGAUCAUGAGAGGGUUGUGGGACGACUGCAGGACAGUAAAAGUCUAGAUGGGAUAAGUCAGGUGUGUGGGGGAGCACGGAGCAAGGAUCGGCAGGCAGAAGGACGGCGGGCUACUAUCUCCAGUGCUUUGGAGCUGGAGGGAACAGUCAGCCAUGAUGGAGACCUUACCCACUUUGUAGCCAAUAACCUGCAACAGAAGAUCAAGAUGAGUUCACGACAGAGUUUGGACUCUGACAGCUCCGUCCACAGCAGAACAUCACAGAGGAAGCCGGCCGAUAUCCCACCUAUUGACCCUGGUGUUGUGUUGGACCUGGAGAAACAUACACAAGACAUAGCACAGAGUGUGGAGCUGAUGAUGAGGAGCCUCAACAGCACCAUUCAGAACAUGACUGCACUGAGUGUUGGCUACAUUCAGACAUACCGAGAUUCUGUGGAUAGUCUAGGAGAAUCUGUUGACAUGAGUAUAAAGGGAAUGUAUACAUUGAUGGCUCGCUGUGAGGAACUUGACCGCUCCAUGCAGCCCAUUCACUUUCUUGCUAAGCAAAUCCACGAUAUAAAGCGCACAUUGGAGACCCUGGAAGCUCUGUGCAAGUAGCUGGGAUGGAUGUGGAUUCCUGUGAUUACAGAUGCAAAGCUUCUGCCGUUUCUGCUCAUUCCUUUGUUUAUCCUUCCCACCUAUGUUUCAGAAGUCCAGAAGCUACAGCCCGUUUACAAGACUGGUUUCUUUGCUUUGCUCGUGUAUAGGGAAGGAGCACAAUCAAAGAGGUGAGAUGUGAUCCUCCCCAUAAGAGGCAAAUUAAUGCAAACUGUUCGGAGCCUUUGCUGGGGAAAUGCAUUUGUUUAUUUUUCCCAACUUACUCUUUCCAACCUUAGACACUGAAAGAGGUGCUUUGUGCAUCUUCAGCUCUAGAACAGUAAAUUUGAAUACAUUCAUAAUGUAUGCACUGCAAAUAGUGCUUAGUGUGACCUCGGUGAAUGUUUUCUUAGGGGAAAAGAAAAUCAAAGGAGAUGGCUGAUUUGCAUUAAUACUUAAUUUGAGAGGUCAUAUUGUGUACAGCUUUAUUGCUUCAGAAGAGGCAUAUUUGCACACUGGAGUUGUCUGAUUACAUAGAUGGACAGAUUGGGCCUGUCUGACCCCAUUUUAUUACGUGUUACUCGGUUGGGCCUUCUAGGAGAUUCUUCCUUGGAUGCAGACUUCAAUUCUUCCUCUUCGCAUUUCUUUCUUUCCCUUUUCCCCUCCCCUACAACUCCCAAGAUUCAUUUGCACAAUAUCUUUAUGAAAAUAGUCUUUGAUAGACUGGUUAGCAGUGGUACCUUGAUACUUCUGUUGCAGAACUUGAUUCCUUCGACCAUCUUGCAUUGCCCUCUACUGACUCUCACAUGGCAGAUAUGGCACACAUAUAGGUGGGGACGAUCCAUAGCAAUGACUGUCAUCCCCUGACCAGCACAGGUCUUGAGUGAAUUUGGGUAUGGUGGGGCCAUGAGUUUAUAACAGCACUUACAAGUACAAUCAUAUCCAGUUCUGUAAAUAAUGACUGUUUUCCUAACUUUUGAUGGUUUGUCCUAAUGGUAUAUUUUAAAAAGACACAAUAAAUUUGCAAAAAUGCAAGCAGAGGUUUGUGCCUUUAUUGUAAAUUUAGUGUGGUAAGGAUGAUAUAUGUGUGCUGUAACCCUGCAUUCUGCCUGCCAGCCAUGGCCAAGCUAAGUUAUACAUUAUUAUUUAUUUAUUUUUAUUUAAUGAAGCCAUGCAGAUUUUGUGUUUUUGAUAAUUAACUUAUUAUGCCCACAGAGACUGUGACCCUCCAUUAUAAGUAAUUUCUAAAUGUGUGCCAUUUAAAGUGGAGGUUGCUUGUAACCUUGUCUUGUUGAGUGUGGCACCUCUGUUUUUAAUCCACAGGAGGAUGAACUCUUUGAAACCUCACAUUAAAAUCUGACUUUAGCCCAUGACGAUGUGUGUACAGCAGCUCCUAUUCUUUAUUUACUUGUUAAAAAAAUGGUAAUUUUUGAUUUAUAGCAGUUAUAUAUAUGAUGGAUUCAUUUUUGUUCCUUUUGUUUAUACUGUAAAUCUCAUUAUUUGAUAGAAAAGAAGCAUAAUAAACAGGCAAUCGGAGUAAUUCAAAUG